AUGGAAAAAUAUGAAAAUGAUCAAGUGAAGUGUAGAAGAAAUGACGGAGUGGUUGAAAUCUUCCCCAGGAGAAUCGGCACUGUCGAGGAACAGGAAAGAUGGCAAUGCUUAGAGGUUCCUAAAGAUGGUCGCCUCGAGCUUACUUUCUCAAAACGCUCACUUCUUUCAUUGAGUUCCGAUACAGUCUUGAAGAUGUUGGAGGGAAUCCAUAAAGAGGAUAAAGAUGUUCCGAAAUGGUUCAAUCUUAAUCUGGGCACUGGAGAUCAGGUUUAG
Botrytis fragariae is the source of this 273-nucleotide messenger RNA. RefSeq lists its product as uncharacterized. The coding region runs from base 1 to 273 and encodes 90 amino acids. The record is from RefSeq and is a predicted model, not a curated record. The transcript is spliced from 4 exons. Lineage: Eukaryota; Fungi; Ascomycota; Leotiomycetes; Helotiales; Sclerotiniaceae.